CAUGGAUACACGUAUAUAGCUAAGAGCACUGCUGGAGAUUUAGACCUGCGUCCUCUAUAUACAGACACUUCCACAGUGCGUAUUCUCCACACGCGAAUAAACGGCGACCAGCAUUCCGCGGACGUUACACAAAUUGACCGGUAUCAGUCCAUUCCAUUGUCGGUGCAGCUUACCAAAAACGAUGGGUACAAAGGAAUUCAAAACACAAAUAUGUCACCCUACAUGUUUGUUGGAUUUCUCCCGAAAGGAGAAGCAAGCCAGAAGACCGAGCAAGGAUGGAAAGUUGAAGGUACAGAAUUUAAAUUCAAAAACUGCGAUGCAAAUCCGAACAGUUACUUUGCCGUUUUGUUUAACGGUGCCAAUACCGGUUACACACGUUAUCCCGGUAGCUACAACAGUCGGCAAUUUGCUUGGAAGAAUUUGGCAAAAGCAGUCGCUAAUGGUCAAAAGUUAACGGAUAAUUUUUUGUCGGAGUUCUAUGAGAUUCAUUUCGGUGGAUGUGGCGGGUACAGCACGGGGGCUAUGGAUUCGGACGUAAAAGGCGUUGCAGUUGGACUGAAGUUUGAAAUAACCCAUUGCGCAGUCCCAUGUGCUAUAGUCAACGGACAGGUUUCAAUAACCGGCAACAAAAUCAAUGAUAUCGCUACGUACGAGUGUAAUAAAGGAUAUGCUAUGAUUAGCGGGGAUGUUACGCGCACGUGCAUGGGAAACGGCGGAUGGAGCGGCGCUCCACCAACGUGCAUGCAAGAGAACUGUGUAACGCUUCAAAACGCCAAAAAUGGUCAGCUACAGAGCGGUUUUCAGGAUAUUACAAGAAAUGGGGAAACAUUUAAAGUUUACUGCGAGUACAAGGAUGGGGAAGGAUACGUAUUCAUUGAUCCAGGCAAGUUACCAGCUAGCAGUAUCGAUAUGUUGUCUCUGUAUGAUGACAGCACUCACGUCAGGGUCGUUCAUCUCCGUAACAUGGACCGCGGCAAUAACCCUCAGUAUGAGGCAAGGAUGCAACAACUUCCGGCCUUCGCUUCACUGCCUGUGUCAGUUCAACUAAACGCAAAUGUUGGUUAUAAGAAUAUUCUAAACCAAGGGAUGGGUCCAUAUCUUUACAUGGGAUUUAUACCGAAAAGCAAUAACAGAAUUCGUGAUACCCAAGGCUGGAGGGUAAACGGUAACGACUUCACAUUUAUCAACUGCGAUGGUAAUCAAAAUUCCUAUUUCGCCAUUCUAUAUAACAAGAAAAAAACGUCAUACAAUGGAUACCGGCACCCUGACAGGCCUAUCAUGUUCGCAUGGUACGAUCUAGCAACAACAGUCGAAACACCUCUUCCGCAGAAAUUAUUCACAGAAGAAUAUGAAAUCCAUCACGGUGGUUGCGGGGGUUACAGUAUCAGCUUAAAUAAACCUGACGUAAAAGGCGUAACGGCUGGGUUCAGAUUCACGGUGACAUGCGCACAGCCUGUUGAUGUUGUCUACGCUAGUAAAACGGUUACGGGGCUGAUACCCGGUUCUACUGUGGUCUAUAGCUGUAGCGGUGGAAGGUCGAUUGUCAGUGGAGAUGGCGUGAGAACAUGUACCCCAACGGGCGGAUGGUCUGGCCAGUUGCCGACGUGUGGUUGAAAUGGCGGCUGAACAUGACAUUGGUUGAAAUGGCGGCUGAACAUGACAUUGACAUGAACAAGCAUAAUAUGAUUUGUUAAAUAUACGUUUGAGGUUAAACUUUUCACAAUAAUGCAGUUAUAUGUUGUUGUUUCUAUUUUAAUUGGUUUAACCUCUGCAAGACGAUUAAUGUCAGGUAUAUCUACAAACGCUUUUCCCUUGUUUGGAGGCGCCAACAUAUUUUCGUUUGCAUUUAAUACCGUUACACCUGUUAUAAUACAUGUAUAUUUUCCUUAAAUCAUGUAUUUAUCCGAAUAAAAACAUGUAACGAAACGUU
Mya arenaria is the source of this 1930-nucleotide messenger RNA. RefSeq lists its product as uncharacterized. The annotation marks the transcript as partial. Lineage: Eukaryota; Metazoa; Mollusca; Bivalvia; Myida; Myidae. The transcript has a single exon. The record is from RefSeq and is a predicted model, not a curated record.